AUGAUCUACAGUCGUGGCAUCACCGAGCAGCCCGGCUUUAUGUCCACGGAUGACGGGGGUGCCGAGAGUCGUACGGAGCGUCGGUGGCAAUUGACGCAGGCAGCCAUAGAGCCGGAGAUACAGCGCAUAAUAGGUGGUAAUAGCGAGCUACGCCUCCGAGGGGUACAAGCACCGGCAUUAGAAGCUAUUCAGCGAGGCCAGAGCCCGGUGGUGGCCGUUAUACCAACCGGGGGUGGAAAAAGCUUACUUUUCAUGCUUCCCGCGUGGAUCAGCCCCCGUGGGGUCACGGUGGUGGUAGUGCCAUUAAUUGCAUUACGCGGUGAUAUGGUGCAUCGAUGCCGGCAGCUCGGCAUUUCAUGCGUGGCGUGGGAGAGCCGUCGGCCGGCAGACCAGGCAUCCAUUGUGCUAGUGACGCUAGAGUCAGCUAUUACGGAGGAUUUCAUGACAUUUUUGAACCGGCAGCGGCUAUGUCAUCGGUUAGAUCGCAUUGUGAUCGAUAAAUACCACGUCGUAUUAAACGAUCAGACCAAUUUCAGGCCCGCCAUAGCUCAAUUAGGUCGAUUGCUCGUGGCUCAGGCUCAGAUGAUAUAUUUGACUGCCACGCUGCCACCGACGGCCGAAAACCAGCUAUUUCAACGGCUACGCACGUCGCGAGAGAAGGUAGAGGAACCCAAUAUAGUACGAUUUAUUGGAGACCGUAUUAGACGCGCGCGUGCGAACGGCCGGGUGGUCAUUUACGGGCCCACCACCAACACUAUCGAGAAACUAGCCCAGUUAGUCGAAUGUGAGGCAUAUCACAGCCGUACGAUCGACCGCUAUGGCGUACUAGCCCGUUUCCAGGCCGAUACCACAGGGGUAGUGGCCGCUACUAGCGCGCUAGGAAUAGGUGUUGAUAUACCCAAUAUUCGCAGUAUUAUUCAUAUUGGAUUGCCACGCAGCUUAUUAGACUACGCGCAAGAGAGCGGCCGUGCUAGCCGAGACGGGCUUCGCAGACCAAUUAGCAAUUCAUUGCCAAUUGAUAAUUCGACGCCACGGGAGCUGACACAUUCAUUGCCAACGCGCGUGGCCCGUCCAUUGAUCCCCACGCAUACAAUUGACCAGUUCCAGCGGCUAGACCGUGAGAGACAGGUGGUCCAAGAGUGGUGUACUCAGCGUGGGCUCGAAGACCGGCAUGAUUUAUACGAGUGCCGGGCCCAGACCCAGUACGGCAAUAACUCCCCGAAAGGCUGGUGGUUACGGGUACGCCGGCAGGUCAAAUAUGCCGCAUUCGGUGGUUACUACGGGUAU
Messenger RNA from Penicillium arizonense, 1287 nucleotides. RefSeq lists its product as uncharacterized. Gene Ontology annotation, biological process: double-strand break repair via homologous recombination. NCBI's taxonomy places the organism in Eukaryota, Fungi, Ascomycota, Eurotiomycetes, Eurotiales, Aspergillaceae. The transcript is spliced from 6 exons. The record is from RefSeq and is a predicted model, not a curated record. Gene Ontology annotation, cellular component: cytoplasm; chromosome. Gene Ontology annotation, molecular function: nucleic acid binding; 3'-5' DNA helicase activity; ATP binding. The annotation marks the transcript as partial.